CCCUCUCUCUCUCUCUCUCUCUCUCUCUCCGUAUACUUCUAGCUUCAAUAUAGAUCUUGGUUGGUCUCUCAGAAAUUAACCAAAGCCUUGCAAGUAUGGCUAAAUAUGCAGUUGAUGCAGAGUAUGUUAAAGAAAUCGAGGAGGUUCGUCGCGAUCUUCGUUCUUUUAUCACUAAUAAAAAAUGUGCUCCUCUCAUGCUACGAUUAGCGUGGCAUGAUGCUGGUACAUACGACGCAAAAACAAGAACAGGGGGUCCAAAUGGUUCUAUCAGGAAUCAACAAGAGCUGAACCAUGCUGCUAACAAGGGCUUGAAAACAGCCGUUGAAUUAUGUGAGGAAGUGAAGGUUAAACACCCCAAAGUUUCAUAUGCGGACCUUUACCAGCUAGCUGGGGUUGUGGCUGUAGAGGUCACUGGUGGUCCAACUAUUCAGUUUGUUCCCGGAAGAAAGGAUUCAUUGGAAUCUCCACAAGAAGGUCGCCUUCCAGAUGCCAAACAAGGCGCAUCACAUUUAAGAGAGAUCUUUUAUCGCAUGGGUCUCACUGAUAAAGACAUUGUAGCUCUCUCUGGAGGCCACACUUUGGGUAAGGCACAUAAAGAUCGCUCUAACUUUGAAGGUCAAUGGACUAGAGACCCUCUCAAGUUUGAUAACUCUUAUUUUGUGGAACUAAUGAAAUUGGAAUCAAACGAUUUAUUGAAGCUUCCCACAGAUAAGGCUCUAGUUGAUGAUCCUGCGUUCCGCAAAUAUGUUGAACUCUAUGCUAAGGAUGAGAAUGCAUUUUUCAGAGAUUAUGCAACAUCACACAAGAAACUCUCUGAAUUAGGCUUCAAUCCCAGUUGCAGUUAUCGUUCCCAAUUGGCUAAGGCAGCUUUAGGAAUGGUUAUUGCCUCAACUGUUGUGGUGCUGGGUUACUUACUUGAGCUGAACAAAAAAAUCAAUUGAAAUAUUAUUACUACAUUAAAUUGUACUUUAUUUGUUUCUCAUAAAAAACAUGCCAUCAUGUACUAUAUAAGUUGUGAAGCUCAGAAGCAUAUAUAUAUAUAUAUACUGCAUGCUCACCCAUUUCAAAAUAAAAUAAAAUCAUAUACUGCUUAAA
Messenger RNA from Medicago truncatula (barrel medic), 1095 nucleotides. Its product is annotated as L-ascorbate peroxidase 3. Gene Ontology annotation, cellular component: chloroplast. The transcript has 9 exons. Gene Ontology annotation, biological process: cellular response to oxidative stress; response to reactive oxygen species; hydrogen peroxide catabolic process. The record is from RefSeq and is a predicted model, not a curated record. NCBI's taxonomy places the organism in Eukaryota, Viridiplantae, Streptophyta, Magnoliopsida, Fabales, Fabaceae. Gene Ontology annotation, molecular function: heme binding; peroxidase activity. The coding region runs from base 96 to 941 and encodes 281 amino acids.